Cheilinus undulatus (humphead wrasse) is the source of this 3452-nucleotide messenger RNA. It is a transcript of the gene slc37a3, whose product is annotated as solute carrier family 37 member 3. Gene Ontology annotation, biological process: transmembrane transport. Lineage: Eukaryota; Metazoa; Chordata; Actinopteri; Labriformes; Labridae. Gene Ontology annotation, molecular function: transmembrane transporter activity. The transcript is spliced from 15 exons. Gene Ontology annotation, cellular component: endoplasmic reticulum membrane. Bases 328 to 1839 code for a protein of 503 amino acids. The record is from RefSeq and is a predicted model, not a curated record.
GUUCGUUCGUGACACAGGAAUCCACAGUAAACACAGAUUGCCUGCCACACUGAGAGCAAACAAGUUAUCGACUAUAUGAGCAGGAAGGGGAUGGAUACUUUGAGCAAGAAGCUGCCUGUAGCAGUACAGGUAUCAUCCAGGACUGGUUUCAGGGACAGGUUUCUUUGUUUCUGCCAUGGUUAUGUGCUUGUCCCAUCUGGCGUAACAGGAGACCUUAGCUGAACCCCUCCCUGUCCUGUUGCUGUUCCCCUCGAAGACCUCCAAACCACCUUCUUCCUCGUCCUCCACCUCCUCCUCCUCCUCCUCCUCCCUCCAGCCACCCCUGUGAUGCCUCCCUCAUGCUGUGGCUACCUGUCACAGUACACCCAUCAUCACCUGGUUGCCUUCCUCCUCACCUUCUUUAGUUAUGUUUUGCUGCAUGCAUCCAGGAAAACCUUCAGCAAUGUGAAAGUGAGCAUCACAGCCCAGUGGACGCCGUCCCUCCAGAAUGGCACCGCACCCUCUUACUCCCCUGGAGAGACAUGGGAGGACAAUCGUCUGUUUGCAGAUGAAAAUCAGGCCACUCUGUUCUUGGGAGCUCUGGACUCCAUCUUCCUCUUCUCAUAUGCAGUGGGUCUGUACCUGAGUGGUGUGAUUGGGGACAGAGUGAACCUACGCUAUGUGCUCUGUGUCGGCCUGUGUGGCUCUGCUGCUGUGGAGUUUGUGUUUGGCACUCUCACUGAAUGGCUCAAAAUCUACAACGUCUACCUGUACUGUGGCCUUUGGGUGCUGAACGGCCUCCUGCAGUCAGCUGUCUGGCCCUGUGUGGUAGCUGUCAUGGGGAACUGGUUCGGGAAGACCGGUCGUGGCUUUGUUUUUGGCCUGUGGAGUGCCUGUGCAUCUGUAGGCAACAUCCUGGGGGCGUUCCUGGCUUCAAGUGUACUCAAGUAUGGAUAUGAGUAUGCCUUCCUGGUGACCUCAGUGGUGCAGUUUGCUGGCGGGGUGGUGGUGUUCUUUGGCCUCCUUACAUCCCCAAAAGAAGUCGGUUUAAGUAUGGAGUCAGAGACAGGGCUCAGACCUGUGGAGACAGACACAGACAGCCACAGGCCUCUAAUGAGCGACGAGGAGGAGGACGAGGUGGAGGUGGAGGUGUACGGCAGACGAUUUAACUCAGUAACGCACCCAGAUGAACCUCUGGACGAGCCGCCUCAGGCCAUCGGGUUCUUCCAGGCAUUCUGUCUUCCUGGAGUUCUUCCUUACUCCCUGGCGUAUGCGUGUCUGAAACUGGUCAACUACUCCUUCUUCUUCUGGCUUCCUUUCUACCUGAGCAACAACUACCACUGGAAGGAGGCCGAGGCUGACCGUCUGUCUGUGUGGUAUGAUGUUGGAGGAAUCAUUGGUGGGACAGUUCAGGGUUUGAUUUCUGACUUCAUGGGAAAGAGAGCUCCAGUGUUAGUUGUCAGUCUGUUGCUGGCAAUGGGAGCCUUGGUGGGAUACAGCCGCUCGCCUAAUGACCAAGCCAUUAACGCCGUGCUGCUGGCCACUACUGGAUUCUUCAUCGGCGGUCCUUCUAAUAUGAUCAGCUCAGCCAUCUCAGCCGACCUGGGGAGGCAGGAGGCUCUGAGGGGGAGUCAGGAGGCGCUCGCUACUGUCACUGGCAUCGUGGAUGGAACAGGAAGUAUAGGAGCUGCUGGAGGACAGUAUCUGGUGUCCCUCCUAGAGAGCAAGCUGGGCUGGAUGUGCGUCUUCUACUUCUUUGUUGUCAUGACAGGUGGCAGCGUCAUGUUCAUCAGUCCUCUGCUCUUCAAAGAGCUCAGAGCCAUGUGGAGGGACAGACAUAAUCUACGCCGCGAGCUGUGAAAACACCAGCAUCCGUCGUGUAAUAUUUCUACUGUUUUAAGUACCAGUAACAGGGCAGCUCAGAGAUGACUCCUCUUGGGUGAGUGUAGGGAGGUGGUAAGAUUUGGUGGAUGAUGUUUCUUCUUGCUUUACUGGUUAAGGGUUGGAGAGUCACCUGAAAGGACUCCCACAAACACAGAGAGUCUCAUCCACCAAGUCUGACAUGUACACUUUAUUAGUGCCUGACUUAAACAGGCGUAUAAAGGGACCUGGCUGUCAACCAGUCUGUGACUUCAGGCCUUUUAAGGCCUUCACAGAAUGUGCUACUGUAAAUAUUUUAAGAUUUUAAAGGGUUUAAAAGCUUUUUAAAGUGUUGAUGCUUUUCGGAGGCUGGGAUGUCCUAAAAAAAAAGUGACUAACUAUCUUCAUGUAGAAAGUCAUUGUCAGCCAUUUAAGCAUUUGUAAAUAUGUGUAAUAUGGUCGAGGUAAUGUUGCACUGUAGAAUAAUAGUAAUUUAUGUUGAUCAGGCAGAGUUUGAGGAUUUUAAUUAACCACUGAAAUCUUUUAACAACCACUUAAUUUCUCGCAUGUACAUGUUUACAUCUAUACUGUAAGGAACUUUAUUAUUGUACUUUAUUUUUGUUUUUCACUAAAAUGAACUUAAAUGCCCUCCAUUCCCCUUUCACUUCCUGUUCACAGGAAUGUUUACACCUCCAGUUUUACUGUCUUAACUUUAAAGAUCCCUCACACUGACAGAAAGACAAUCUCUCGUUGUCUUCAUAAACCUUUAGUUAACAUUUUAACAUGCCUAAAACGCACUAAAGCAGUGGUUCUCAACUGGUGGGUCGGGACCCAAAAGUGGGUCACGUAGCAGUUUUCAGUGGGUCAUGACCAGGUGUAAAAAAGAAAAAAAAGUGGCAAAAGCCCUUAAGUAUUGGGAAUGCAUCAAUACCUUUAAUUUUUCCCUAUUUUACUGUGAAAUUGGGCAAAUUUAAGUGUUUGAUCAUUAUUUCAACUCAUCUGUUUCCUCUUCCUGCAAUAAAUUGCUACUCUCCCCAUGAUAAUGAAGUAAUUUCAUAAGUUAUCUGGAAAACUGGCAAAAAUGAACAUAAUGAUGGGGAAAGAGGGUAAAUAAUUGUCAUUUUGUCCCUUUUCUUUUUUACACCAGGUGUUUUGGUCCAAUCAUCCUCCAAACUGCGACAUUCAAUUAACUAAACAUGUGUUACUUAAAUUUUUAAACUAAAUUUAAACUUGGGUCGUGAUCAGUGUUAAUAUCAUCGACUAAAACUAUGACUAAAUAUGUUCGUUGACAGCUUUUUUUCCAUGACAAAAUUUAGACUAAGACUAAAAAAUACAGAUCUGUGAUGACUAAAACUGAUAAAAAAUAAGUUUAGUUUUUGUCAAGAUGACUAAAACUAGACAAAAAUGUAAUUUUGUUUUCAUCAGACAUUCAAAAUCUGAUAUUUCUCCACUGGUGGCAGCUAUAUCUCUUUUGUCUCUUAGCUGUGGAAAGCAGAGACCCCAGGUUUGGCAGGGUGCAAAGAACACACUACCAUGACUUAGUAUAAGAUUUAGGCAAGAAAAUAAAUGCUUGGACUAAAACUAAAGACUAAAAUGUGAGGACUUUUUAUGGA